Molecule: messenger RNA, 1812 nt
Organism: Anopheles stephensi (Asian malaria mosquito)
Lineage: Eukaryota; Metazoa; Arthropoda; Insecta; Diptera; Culicidae
Gene: Cdc37
Product: hsp90 co-chaperone Cdc37
Exons: 2
Coding region: 190-1302 (370 amino acids)
Biological process (GO): protein folding; protein stabilization
Cellular component (GO): cytoplasm
Molecular function (GO): protein kinase binding; protein-folding chaperone binding; heat shock protein binding
Source: RefSeq, a predicted model, not a curated record
ACACGCCAGCUGUCAAAACGACGCGAUAGGAAAAACGAUAGACUUCGAGAAAAAGCAAUCGUUCCAAGCGGGUAGCGGUUAAAUUGAACCAAUAGCACUGCAAAUACGAUACGAAGCGGCAAACAAAUUCAAGUUUUGAUUGUGUGUUAGUUGCUUUGUUGCGUAGACACCUCAGUCAAGCACAGUACGAUGGUGGAUUACAGCAAGUGGAAGGAUAUUGAGAUCUCGGACGAUGAAGACGAUACGCACCCGAACAUCGACACGCCUUCGCUGUUCCGCUGGCGGCACCAGGCCCGUGUCGAGCGGAUGCAGGAACAGGAGCAAAGGAAGGCAACGAUCGAGAAGAAGAAGCAAACGACGGUGGAAAAGCUAAAGGAGGCGAAGGAAAAGCUGCAGCGCAAGGAAGGCAAUCUGGAGGAGUUGAGGAAAGUAGUGGACGAGCUGGAACGGGAGCAGGAGCGCGUGCGGCAGGAAGAGGACGAACUGCGCAAGAAGGAAGUGAUGCAGCCGUGGAACGUGGACACGAUCAGUAAACCGGGCUUCGCCAAGACGGUCAUCAACAAGAGUGCAAUCAAUCGGAAGGACGAAGAGCUGUCGGACGAGCAGAAGGAGCUGAACCUGCAGGAGUUUAUCAAGAAGUACGAGAAGCAGCUGAAACAGUUCGGUAUGCUACGGAAGUACGACGAUUCGAAGAAGUUCCUGCAGGACAACCACCAUCUGGUGUGUGAGGAUACGCCCAACUAUCUCGUCAUCUGGUGCAUCAAGCUGGAGAUGCAGGAAAAGCAUGAGCUGAUGGCGCAUGUGGCGCACCAGUGCAUCUGCAUGCAGUACAUUUUGGACAUUUCGAAGCACCUCGAGGUGGACCCGCGGGCCUGCGUUGCGUCCUUCUUCCAGCGCAUCCAGGAGGCGGAAGCGGAAUACAAGAACCAGUUCCUGGGUGAGAUCGAAGCGUUCAAGGAGCGCAUUCGCAAGCGGGCGCAAGAAAAACUGCAGAAGCUGCUGGAAGAACAGGAGGAAGAGGAGCGUAAAGCGCGGCUCGGCCCGGGUGGAUUGGAUCCGGUCGAGGUGUUUGAAUCGUUUCCCGAAGAGCUGCAGAAAUGCUUCGAGACGCAAGAUAUUGGGAUGCUGCAGGAAGCGAUGGCCAAACUGCCGCCGGAAGAAGCCCGCCUGCAUCUGCAGCGUGCCAUAGACUCGGGACUGUGGGUGCCGGAUGCGAAGAGUGCCCCCGAUCCGGCAUACGCGGAGGUGAAGAGCAAAGGUGAAGAUUCGAAACCGGCGGAAGCUGACGCGGAAAAGGAGUAAAAGCGGAGAAGGAGAUAAAUGCCGAUCUACUCAUCUCCCGGAUCAGGCAGAUUUGUAAUUCCCGAGCGAAGAAAAAAAAAACUCCCAAAAUUGUAAGGCCAACAAAUGUAAAAUGUAAAACACGCGCACGAGAGAAAGAGAGGAUCUUUAGUCUCACAAUGAUUGCAUGUUGUUGCGAAAAAUCAUUUUAAAUAUAGUAGUACCAGCGCUCCUGAUCGAAUCACGACGGUGUACCGAUCCUUACAAAAGUCAUAACCAGGCCAAAUCGUAUCUUUUAGUUCUCUGCAGAGGACUUGGCAGAUCACAAAUGAUCCCCUGUGGCAGGAUGGUAGUAGCGCCGAAAGCUUUCAAUAUUUAAACCUCAGGCCUGCUGGAACGUAUCCGUUUUACUACCUACACUCAACGCGUAGAAUUAUGUAUUAAUGCCCAUCCGUCGUCAUCCAUUGCGCUACCAUAUUAAGUAGUUAAACUUUUUUUUAAAAUAAAAUUUACUUUUCCGUCAAGCACGUA